This is a messenger RNA of Lichtheimia ornata, 147 nucleotides long. RefSeq lists its product as uncharacterized. Lineage: Eukaryota; Fungi; Mucoromycota; Mucoromycetes; Mucorales; Lichtheimiaceae. The transcript is spliced from 2 exons. Bases 1 to 147 code for a protein of 48 amino acids. The record is from RefSeq and is a predicted model, not a curated record. Gene Ontology annotation, molecular function: zinc ion binding; nucleic acid binding.
AUGGCUUCAACAUUACAAGGCAUACAACAACCUCCCGUCAACCUUGGCUAUUGGCCUGCACCUAUCAAUACCACUGGCGGACAAUGUUCGUGGUGUGGAAAAUAUGGUCAUCAACGAGGCGUUUGCCCGUAUCUCAAGUCUUCUUGA